UUUGCGCACGCGUAGAAUGACAACAUUUCCAGAGGUUGAGACGAGAGAGUAACUGUCUGCGAAUAUGAUUUACAUUAGAAAAUAAAAAGCUUUAUGCUUUUAAUUUGUAUGAUAAUAUUGGUUAUAGUACAAACCAAAACGCCGUAUUACUCGAGGAGAGAACUUUACUCUUGUUAGUGCGUCAUGCUUUUCAAAGUUGGGCCGCCGAUAGACAUUGGAUUAAGGAGGAGAAAAGUUUUAGAACACCACAACUGGAACUCAAACUAACCUCGGAGAUGAAUUUAGGAGUUCCACCAAACGCACUGUUGUUGUUUCGUGCUUGUGAUGAAGGAGACUACGAAACUGCUCGAGGGAUUCUUGAUCCCGGGGCGAAAGAGUCCGGGAGGCAAAGCAGACUGCGGUCAGAAGCGGGAUCGGAAUGCAAUGUUGUGGACAUCUCACGGGGACUUUCGCUGGUGCCAGUGGAUUGCACAGAUGAAGAGGGCAACACCGCGUUGCAGUUUGCCUCGGCGAGUGGACAUGAGAAUCUGGUCCGAUUUCUACUGCGAAAGGGGGCUUCGGUGGACAGCCGUAACAACUAUGGCUGGACGCCUCUCAUGCAGGCUACAAGGUUUGGCCAUCUAAAUGUGGCCCACAUCCUGCUGGAGAACGGGGCGGAGAUGAACGGCAGGAACCGGAUGGGGGCCAGCGUGUUGACUAUGGCGGCCAGAGGGGGCCACACCCAUGUGGCCAAGCUCCUCCUGGAGAGCGGCGCCUACGUCGACGACUACGACCACCUGGCGCUCGCUGAGGGUGUCACCAACAGCAACAACAGUGUCGGAGACGAGGGUGGAAGGGAGUUCAUGGAUAUCACGGCGCUCCUUGCUGCCUCACAGCAUGGCCACGAGGCAUCCGUUCGCCUGCUCCUGGAGUGGGGGGCGGAGGUGAACUUUUCCCAGAAGACCACAGGCUGGGGUGCCCUCAUGCUGGCCACGCUGAGCGGGAAGGUGGUCGUGGCCCAGCAGCUGGUGGAGCGGGGUGCGGACCCGGACCAGGUCAACGUGCUAGCCAAGACUGCCUUCGAGCUAUCGCUGCAGCUCAAUCAGAGGGAUGUCAAGGCCUACCUGGACUCCAUCACCACCGUGCGCCCACAGCCAGAUGACGAGAAGAGGAGACCAGAUGUUUUCAGUGCCUUGAAGUUAGGAAACUCCCAGCUGGUGAAGGAGAUCUUGGAGGAAGAUCCAUCCCAGGUGAACAUGGCCAACCCGGACGGGGCGUCUCCCCUGAUGAUAGCAGCCGUCAGUGGGCAGCUGGAAGUGGUGCAGCUCCUGCUGGAGAAGAGCGCCGACGUGGACAAACAAGAUGGAGUACACGGCUGGACGGCCCUCAUGCAGGCCACGUACCAUGGGAAUAAAGAUGUGGUGAAGUAUCUGCUCAGUCAGGGUGCAGAUGUCAACCUGCGAGCCAAGAAUGGAUACACUGCUUUUGACCUGGUCAUGCUGCUGAAUGACCCAGACACUGAGCUGGUGAGGUUGUUGGCGUCCGUCUGCAUGCAGGUGGACAAAGACAAGGGAAAACACAGGGGCAGGACUCCCCUCACUGGCUCCAAGAGCAGGCAGUCUCUCAAUAAUGUCCCCGUACCACCCGAUGACAGAGGAGGAUUGAAGUCGUGGUGGAACAGGAUGUCUAACAGAUUCCGGAGGCUAAAGCUGACCCACACUCUAAGACACGGGCUAUCCUCCAACCGCCUGGCCCCCUUCCCUGACGAACCCGAGGCGCCUCUGGACGCCACCAUGAAGGCUGAGAGGAAGAGUGCAACCCCGUGCGGGGCGGUGUCGCCCCCUGCAGCCAUGGGGAGUACUGACAUCAGCACGGCCUGGACAGCUAAGAGCAAAGACAGUGGUCUUGGCAGAACGGGCACAGAGAAGGAUGACUUUCUAAUAACCACAAUGCUGAGAAAUGGGGCGCCGCUGACCCGUCUGCCCAACGACAAGCUGAAGGCAGUGAUCCCACCCUUUCUGCCCCCGUCGAACUUUGAGCCGUGGAACUCAGACCGCUCCAGGGUCAUCAAAGAGGGCAAGAGCGAAGCCUCACGGCUGCCCAUGCCACAGAGACCCGGCAAAGCCAACUUCAACAGCAGUGGCAACUCUGACAUUACCUCUAUCAGUCGUGUGGUGAGCAGGUCCAUUAAGUUUCCCAGCCUCACCAAGGGCCCCUCAUCCACCUCCCCCUCCAACUCAGGCAACUACCACUCCCCCCACUCCUCAGGUGGCUCCAACGGGGUGGCAGGGCUCAACCGCCACGGGCCAGACUCACACAACCGCUCAGGGGGCAGUUCAGACAGCGUCCUGUCACAAAUUGCUGCCCAGAGGAAAAGAGCCGCCGGCCUGUUAGAUCCAAAGGCCCAGACAGCAGAGGUGCCAAGCCCCACCCCUGUGCCUGCUCCUGCCCCCACCGUGCCUGACAUCAGUCUCCCAGACAUCCACAGCACCCCCAGCCUGGUGUCCAGCGACGUCCACUCCAGACGGAAAGCUGACCUAAAGAAGAGACCCCAGUCUGGGAACUCCUCCACCUCCAAGAGCACCUCUCCCACCCUGACCCCGUCUCCAUCCCCCACCCCCAAACCUCCCCCGGGGGACUCCCUGUCCUCCGCCUCCUCCCACCCGCGCUCCAAGAGCAGCGGUGGCUCCAGCAGUGGCACCAUCACCGACGAGGAUGAGCUGUCCAGUAUCCUGAAGAAACUUUCGUUGGAGAAGUACCAGCCCAUAUUCGAAGAGCAAGAGGUGGAUAUGGAGGCUUUCCUCACUCUAACAGAUGGAGAUUUAAAGGAACUGGGGAUUAAGACAGAUGGGCCUAGACAACAAAUACUGGCAGCUAUUUCUGAACUCAAUGCUGGGAAGGGGAGAGAGAGGCAGAUUUUGCAGGAGACCAUCCACAACUUCCAGUCCUCCUUUGGCAGCAGUGCCAGCAACCCCAGACCACCAGGACAGCCACGCUCUCCUACAGGCUGGGUCCGGCACCAGGUGCGCACCUCCAGCAAGAGGUAACAACACCGCGCUGCGCCUGAGGACCAGCCGUAUAGGAGGUCAGAAAUGACCCUAUAGCCCAAGUGUGAGGAGACUCUACUGGACGCCAGCGUUCCAGAGCACUGCUGCGUGUGGGAGGACGCUGCAGCACAGACCCCCGAAAGGGAUCCCCAUGGGCUGGUGACCCCACGCCCAGCGCACUGCUGCUUACCGACAGAGCACAACGUGAUGUGCGGCCAUCAUUUAUUGCCAUGGCAACAGGGCUGUCACGCCAACUGCUGACCUAUAGGGGAGAUACAGUAGAGGAAGUGAGCGCGUACUAAGAGAGAACAGACCUAGUCAUGUCUUAAUGGAUGUGGGAGAUGAAAGCCUUUAAACUGAGAUUGAGACUUUUGGGCACUGAUGAUGUACUAGGUGAGAAGAGACCUUCAGGGACGGUUUCCCAGACACAGAUUAAGCCUAGUCCUGAACUAAAAAGUACAUCAAGAGAAUCUCCAUUAAACAUGCUUCUGAGUCCAGGACUAGUCUUAAUCUGUGUCUGGGAAAUUGGCCCGUAAUGUCUUAAUGUAUUUGGGAGAUACCAUUUUGAAGCUGGGAUUAAGAUUGUCACAUGUUGAUGAUGUAAGUGAUUGGAGGAAUUCUGGUUUGCCAAAAUGAUGAGGGAAGAUUGUUUUUAUUUGUAAAAAAAAAAAAAUGUUUCCUUCUGCCUUUCUCUUUUUUUCUUCUUUACUAUUUCACUACUGUUAGUUUUGUAAUAUGUUUUCUUGUACAAGGUUUCAUGAUUUGUGUGUAAACAAAGUAAGUCAGUUUUAGUCUGAUGAUGAAUGUGACUGGCUGAACCGUCAUUAUUAAAACCCAUGAAAAGAU
Salmo salar (Atlantic salmon) is the source of this 3872-nucleotide messenger RNA. It is a transcript of the gene anks6, whose product is annotated as ankyrin repeat and sterile alpha motif domain containing 6. Gene Ontology annotation, molecular function: protein binding. The record is from RefSeq and is a predicted model, not a curated record. NCBI's taxonomy places the organism in Eukaryota, Metazoa, Chordata, Actinopteri, Salmoniformes, Salmonidae. Gene Ontology annotation, biological process: innate immune response. Gene Ontology annotation, cellular component: cytoplasm.